UUCCUGUGACGUCAUUCCCUGAGAGGAUCAACGCCUGUUUACAAUCCUCGGGGUCGGCACAGGCCUGGGGGGAGUUCAUCUUCAUUUCGUCGGUGAAACCAACCUGCCUCCUCUGAACCGCGAACCGGAACGAAGUUUUUGACGUUUGUGACGUCUGAGGACUUUCUGGACAUGAGCGCCGCCCUGCCGCUGUAGACCGGUGAAGGACCAUCUGUCUGCUGAUGGGGAACAGCGCGCUCAGGUCUCACCUGGAGACCUCCCAGAAGACGGGGGUGUUCCAGCUGACGGCCAAGGGGCUGCAGGAGUUUCCAGAGGAACUGCAGAGACUCACGGCCAACCUGAGGACCGUGGAUCUGUCGGGAAACAAGAUCGAGGUUCUUCCUGCUUCCAUUGGGAACUUCCUGCAGCUCAGGAGUCUGACCCUGAACUCCAACCGGCUGACUGCUCUGCCCAGCGAGAUGGGGAAGCUGAAGAAGCUGGAGACCCUCUGUCUGAACGGAAACCGGAUCGAGCGGCUCCCUCCGACUCUGGGUCAGCUCAGAGCUCUGCGGACCCUCAACCUGGCCGGGAACCAGAUCUCAGAGUUCCCCUUGGGACUGGGAACCCUGCGGCAGCUGGACAUGCUGGACCUGUCCCGGAACCAUAUUCACAUCGUCCCGCCGGAAGUGUCGGAUCUGCAGGCCAUCGAGAUCAACCUGAACCAGAACCAGAUCUCGGUUGUGUCCCCUGAGAUAUCGCUGUGUCCCCGUCUGAAGGUUCUCCGUCUGGAGGAGAACUGUCUGGAGCUGUCCUCCAUCCCUCAGGCGAUCCUGAGCGACUCUCAGGUGUCGCUGCUGUCUCUGGAGGGAAACCUGUUCGAAGUGAAGAAUCUCAGAGAAAUCGAGGGAUACGAGAAGUACAUGGAACGAUUCACAGCCACCAAGAAGAAGUUUGCCUGAAGCUCCGCCCAUGAGGCCGGAUCUCCACCUGCAGGCAGAACCGGCUCCAGUUUAGCAGCUUCUCACCUUUAUUGGUCCCAGCAGCAGAUCACACCGUAGGCAGGAAUGCUUUAGAACCCAGCAGAACCUCAAAGACAGAACCCAAGAGGGUUUCAGGGAAAACUAAAGAAGCGGCUUCAGGUUCUGUAACAGUCUGGAAGUUCUGAAGUUUUGCAGAGACAGUACAGGCCGUCCGCUUCCUGUGGGUCCCGGUAAAGUAAGCCCGCAGUUUGUGCUGGUCUUCUGAAGGUUCUGGUUUGUGCCAGAGCAGAACACUCACUACAUAUUUCUCAGAACCAACCAGAGUUUUUUCUGCCCAGACUCAUCAUCGUGCAUCAGGAUCCCAAAUGUCUUCAGCUCAGAGGAGCCGCUCUUCCUUCUGAGGGUCCGCCGUCUUUGGCUGUUGGUCCAAAGGUCCAGAUCUGACGGUUUAUGUGUUGUCGCUUCUGAACUCCACCUCUCUGUCAUUUCCUGCUUGAACCUUUUAGCCAAGUAAAUGAAGGAACUGUUGGUCUGAUGGGGAAAAAAAGCGCUGCUGGUUUUAGAGCUGAAUUAAAGAUGAGUGCAUGAAGAGCCUG
Messenger RNA from Oryzias latipes (Japanese medaka), 1555 nucleotides. It is a transcript of the gene lrrc57, whose product is annotated as leucine rich repeat containing 57. The record is from RefSeq and is a predicted model, not a curated record. Gene Ontology annotation, molecular function: protein binding. Lineage: Eukaryota; Metazoa; Chordata; Actinopteri; Beloniformes; Adrianichthyidae. Gene Ontology annotation, cellular component: cytoplasm.